This is a messenger RNA of Ailuropoda melanoleuca (giant panda), 2119 nucleotides long. Its product is annotated as pulmonary surfactant-associated protein A. The record is from RefSeq and is a predicted model, not a curated record. The coding region runs from base 208 to 1119 and encodes 303 amino acids. Gene Ontology annotation, molecular function: growth factor activity. Gene Ontology annotation, cellular component: multivesicular body. NCBI's taxonomy places the organism in Eukaryota, Metazoa, Chordata, Mammalia, Carnivora, Ursidae. Gene Ontology annotation, biological process: ossification. The transcript has 7 exons.
GCUUAAUCCACGGCUGCGGGCAUUGUGAGCAGAGAAUGCGCAGGGUUCUUCAGGGAAACCAUGCUUCAGAUACUCUGGGGUCAGCUGGACAAACGUUUGAACCAGGUUCUAGAACUUCCAGGCUGUGCCCUCUCUGGUCCUUGAAUUGUGAGUAGAGCAAAACAAAGAGGUGACCCUUCCUUAGAAGAUGAUUUCCUUUAAGCACCCAUGAAGGGCUCAUCUCUGUGCUUCGGCGCAUUCCUGGGUUCCUUACUGGGGACUUCCAUGUCUUUCACUCCAGAGCGGACAACAGAUGGCAAGGUUUCAUUCAAUCAACUCUUCCAGGAGAAGCUGAUCUCAGAGGAGGAAGGAGGAGUCUCUGGGACAGAAGCCAUGUUGCUGCGCUCUGUGGCCCUCACCCUCACCUUGCUGAUGGUUUCCGGCAUGGAGUCUGAUGUGAAGGAUGUCUGUAUUGGCAGCCCCGGCAUCCCGGGCACUCCUGGAUCCCAUGGCUUGCCGGGCAGAGAUGGGAGAGAUGGUGUCAAAGGAGACCCUGGGCCUCCAGGCCCCAUGGGUCCCCCUGGAGGAAUGCCAGGCUGUCCUGGGCCUGAGGGGACGACUGGAGCCCCCGGCAUUGCUGGAGAGCGUGGAGAAAAGGGGGAGCCUGGUGAGAGGGGCCCUCCAGGGCUUCCAGCUUCUUUAGAUGAGGAGCUCCAAACCACACUCUACAACUUCAGACAUCAAAUCCUGCAGGUCAUGGGAGUCCUCAGCAUGCAGGAGUCCAUGCUGGUAGUGGGAGAGAAGGUCUUCUCCACCAAUGGGCAGUCGGUUAAUUUUGAGAACAUUCAAGAGUUAUGUGCCAGAGCAGGGGGCAGCAUCGCUGUCCCGACCAGCCCGGAAGAGAAUGAAGCCAUUGCAAGCAUCGUGAAGAAGUAUAACACUUAUGCCUACCUGGGCCUGAUGGAGGGCCCCGACACUGGAGACUUCCUCUACAUGGACGGGGCCCCUGUGAAUUACACCAACUGGUACCCAGGGGAGCCCAGGGGGUGGGGCAAGGAGAAGUGUGUGGAGAUGUACACGGAUGGGCAGUGGAAUGACAAAAACUGCCUUCAGUACCGGCUGGCCAUCUGUGAGUUCUGAGCAGGCCCCAGCCCCCAGAUAGAUAGGGCCCUGCUUGCCAUCCAGCCUCCAGCCGGAGGAUGCGUCUCAUCUCUGAGAUGCUACAGCUCCUUCCCUGCAAAAUGUAUUCGCGGCUCUUAGAGAGGGAGGCAUUCUUAGCCACUCCGCUCCCUGGGCAGGCCCUGAAUCCUCACCCCCAUCAUGAACCAGGAAUCAGUCUGACAUGUCCCCCCACUCCAGCCCCCUCUCAGCCCUGCCCUCCAGGCACCACUGCUAACUUUGCCCUUGGACAAGAGUCGGAGACUUCCUUCUUCCUCCUCUUGUCGGGUUUCUUUGUUGCUAGAUGGCAACAGUGAGGUCCUGGGUUGGAAGUUCCCUCCAAAAUCACAUACAAGGUGCCUGCUUCCUGGCCCCUGUCCUCUCACUCUGCAGACCACCCACUGCCCAGCCUCAUCCAGAUUCGGCAGUUCUGGUCAAGCACAAUGAUAGAAGGGGGGGGACCUCUGGGGAAUUCCACCUGUGUGGAGCUAAGGACGCAUUUGGGGUGAUCUGGCAGCCUGGAGCCUCUGACGGCACACCCGGUGGGUGUCUCCGAGAGGUCAGAGGGCUGGGUGGUGCCUCGGCGUGCUGGAGGUCAACCUAACCCUAAUAAUUGCCGUGAGUCUUGGGUUGCCUCUCAACGCCCUGACAGAAAAGCAGCCAGUCUACACCCCUAGGGAAGAUCUCACCCCCGACCCCAGAUAUAAUCCAAGUAACUUCUGGCUGAUGGACAUGUCCCCACCCCAUUUUGGAUCUCAUUGUGAUGUUCACACCCCUCACCACACCACUGGCUGUUGAUUGAGCAUAUAAAUAGCAUAUGUGCCAAGUCUAUGUGCCCAGAACCUUGCCAAGCACUUCUAAUACAUCUUACGGAAUAUGAUUCAAUCUUUACACCAUGCCAUGGGCCCAGCCUGAUUUCCCCCCAUUUUUCUAUGAGGACACAAACUUAGAGAAGUUAAAUGUUUUGAACUGUAUUGCUUGG